GGUACCUAGCUGGCGAGCUUAUCGUAGCUGCCGCUUGCAAAGGUGGGUUCCAAUCAUAUCUCGCACUGGGCAGGAGAGGGGCAAAUGGUGGGCAGCCGACUGACGCAUCGUCUUAAACCUUGAACUUGCUCACUUUUGGAUACUUUGAACAAUAAACAAGAACAUUUUAUGAAUUAAUACAUAUCGAAUAUUUCCCCUUUCCUCUUCAUUUUUUUGUUCUUCUUUUUUAGAUAAAUAAAAAAGGGCAAGGAAGGAAUUCUACUAGACUUCUUGCUUGUAUGUUCCAAGUCCGUUCGUUUCAUCACGGAUCCAUCCAUUCGUCCCUCCAUAACAGCCGAGCUCGUGACCCCUGCGCAUGUCUGUUUGCUCAUCUGCCUUAUUCUAGUAUUAUUCUACAUAUCAGCAUCGUACAUAGGUACCUACAUACCGUGAACAUCUAACAAACAUAUCUGCCUCAACACCCCACCCAGUACCUGGUACCAGCGCCCAACGCUGUACUAUCUGCCUUUCUCUUAUUCUAGAUACCUACUUUCCAAGGGGGCUAUCCAGAUAAGCUAGGUGCCUACCUAUAUAUCAAAGGCAGCACAACACGCCAAACAACCAAAUGCCUCGGAAGCCACUCCGCAUCCUGUGCUUCGGCAACUCGCUGACGGCCGGGUUCCCGGCUGGCCAACCCUACGCCAUCAAGCUCAAGGAGAAGCUCGAGAAGGCGUUUCGAGGCCCCGAUUUUGCCGGUGUCGAGUAUGAUGUUGAAGGCGUGCCCGGGGAUCUGGUUACUAGGGGUUCCUUCAUCGAUCGUAUGCAGAAUGCAUGGAGAAUAGCGGCUAAAAAUAAGAAGCCGUACGACUGGACCAUCGUGUUAGGCGGGACGAAUGAUCUUGGCUGGAAUGUUCCAACAGAUGAAAUCAUCACCGGCCUGAAGCGUACAUGGGAGACGCCUCUUGUACGUCACGGCAAGGUGCUCGCAUUAACGAUACCCGAUACCAGAGCUACAUAUAAGGAUAACCCUAAACGUCGUGAUGACGUGAACACUGCUAUCAAGCAAUACAAGAGGCAGAACUUCUUCUAUUUCGACUUAUACAACGCAAUACCCUACCACAACAUGGAGCCCAGCGACCGGCCCAUCUACUGGAACGCGGACGGGGUGCACUUCACCGCCGCCGGCUACGACCUCAUGGGCGAGAAGAUCGCCGAGGAGCUCAUCCGCAUCAUGAAGCUCGCCGAGGCCCAGGACACAGACAUCAUGAGCAUCGCCUCGGACCCCAGGCAGAGGCGGGCAAUCGAGAGCAUGAUCUUCGAGGAGGAGAGAGGUGACCCGCGUUUGCUCAGCCAGGGCUACAUCGUCGUCCGCAAGAAGGAUUUGGAUUAGGGUUGGGUUGGACGGUGGUGAUUGGGAGUGUGCUUGUGAUUAUGAUUGUGCUUGGAAUUGGACUUGGGACUAUGAC
Messenger RNA from Hypoxylon fragiforme, 1445 nucleotides. RefSeq names its product SGNH hydrolase. The coding region runs from base 605 to 1369 and encodes 254 amino acids. Gene Ontology annotation, molecular function: phosphatidylcholine lysophospholipase A1 activity. The record is from RefSeq and is a predicted model, not a curated record. The transcript has 4 exons. NCBI's taxonomy places the organism in Eukaryota, Fungi, Ascomycota, Sordariomycetes, Xylariales, Hypoxylaceae.